AUGCGCGGUGCCGAUCAGGUGCUUGUGAUAAACCGCUCCCUUAGCGCUCCCUGCGCAACCCUUCGCCACCUCAGCACUUUAUCGGAACGCUGCGCUGUGGAGGAUACGGGAGUCGUGUUGGCGCUUAGGAACCCUCGAUUACCCCUCCCGCGUGCGGUUUCGCUAUUUCCAAAUUUCAUCACUAGUUCCUCUUCAUUUUCUUGUCGUCAUGCUGCGAAGGUGGGGAAGGCAAUCGUGGCAACUGAACCCGUUGAUGCCUGUGAGGGUGGGUCACCUGCCGAUGCCACUGCUCUCCGUGACCGGUUGGGGGCGGCGGAGCUGCAGAUCAGUCUUCUAGACAAUGCUAGUAAGAUCUCAUUAGAGCGAUACACCGUGCUCGAUGAAGCGAAUACAUUGCUCAGGCAACAGUUGCAAGAGGCGCGCAGUGAAAUCAAACGCUUGCGAGUGGAGAACCAACAACUAAGGGAAUUGCUUGAAAAAAGGGAGCUCGUAUAA
Messenger RNA from Trypanosoma brucei brucei TREU927, 495 nucleotides. RefSeq lists its product as hypothetical. The record is from RefSeq and is a predicted model, not a curated record. The coding region runs from base 1 to 495 and encodes 164 amino acids. The transcript has a single exon. NCBI's taxonomy places the organism in Eukaryota, Euglenozoa, Kinetoplastea, Trypanosomatida, Trypanosomatidae.